AGAUUUUCUCGCCGUCGCUCCCACAGAGACUACUAGUAGACUACUGUUCUCCUCCACAAUGCAUGCCGGCGAAGCGUGUAGCCCCAGAACUUGGCAGGCUCCAAAUAUCAGGCUGCCCCGCGACUUGGGCCUUGCGCACCGGCUACCUCGGAUUCCAGAAGUCGGGGUUUAGGUACCUAAGCCAUCCAUUGCCAAGGCGUUAUAGCCGGACGACAUGUUUGUUAACCGCCAUGGCCAAUCCUGAAGGAAGCGGAUAGCUUAGGUACUGUGAAAAAGGAUGGUCCCUUCCUAGACCAUCGUACUGGCACGGACCGGAGGUCAGCAAUUCUCACAGCCGAAGCGCAAACAUCCUCUCCUCCACACCCUGCCGCCCCACGCCCCAUCUUCGUCCGAAUGUAGAGUAUUAGAUAGAACACGGCUUGUGCACUGUUGCGGGAAGUAUUUGUACGUGGUGAGGGUACCAGGAUUCUGGUUCUGGUUCUCAUGCUCGAGGCGACCACCAGCCGAGAUAUUGUAUCAUAUAACCGAAACACAAAACACACAGCCCAAGGAAGAGUGGAUACACCACACCACCUUCAUUCAAUUCGCAAUACCGCUACCACGACCACUGCAGAGAAAGGCAAUUGUUUGCAAAAUGGGCAGCUAUAGUGAAGAACCCGAGUUCAAGACGAUCAGCGUCAAACCGCUACAUCCUACCUUUGCCGCCGAAGUUGAUGGGGUCGAUUUCAAAAAUCUCUCCGAUGAGCAGUUCAAGGAGAUUUUCGCCGCCAUGGCAAAGUAUGGCGUAUGUGUCUUCCGGAACACAGGCCUCGAUGAUGCAUCGCAUAUCGAGUUUUCCAAAAGGAUCGGUGAACUCGACACGAUGAAACGGUAUAUGACGGACGGGCGCAAGCCAAGAUACGGCUUUUACGAGCUGUUCGAUGCCGGAAACAUCGACGAUGAAGGUGGCGUCUUGGAUCCGAAUAGUCCUCGGGCCCAUUAUGGAAAGGGCAACGCUCUGUUCCACGUAGAUUCCUCAUUCAACCCUCGCCGAGCAAGCUUUUCUCUCCUGCGAGCCGUGGAGAUUCCUCCUCCAGGCAACGGGGGCAACACCGACUUUGCGGAUUCGCGCACUGCCUGGGACGAUCUCCCAGCCGAGCUUCAGCAAGAACUUCUGGAAAAGGACUAUGUGGUCAACCACUCGAUCGCGCAGUCGCGCAAGCUGGGCUCGCCCGAGUUCUUUAAGGACCUGGAUCCCACCAACGGCGGGAAGAUGGCCCGGCACAAGCUCAUCCAGGUCCACGAGCCCAGCGGGCGUCGUAACAUUUACAUUGCGGCGCACUCGCAUUCAAUCGUCGGUCUCCCCAAGGACAAGUCGGAUGAGCUGAUCAAGAUGCUGCUGGACCAUGUCACACAGCCCAAAUAUACCAUCAGUGUCGAGUGGAAGAAUCCCUCGGACAUGAUCAUCUGGGAUAAUAGGUGUACUUUGCACAAGGCCAAUGGUGGAGCAUUUGAGGGGAGAUAUCGUCGAGAUCUGCGCAGGACAACCGUGCAUGACGAUAGCAGUACGGCAUGGGGUUUGAAUGAGGUCGAGGACACAGAUAAAUGGGUCGUCAACCGUGAUGCCACUAGGGCCGCGGGUCAGGUCAAGGUCGCGGCUUGAGAGAUGCGGAAUGUAGUAUGACAAGGCGGUAAAGUGGGAGGUUGAGCUUUAAUGUCGCCACGAAUUUUUAUAUACCUGCAGGUACCUACCUAGCAGCAGAUUUCGGAUGUACUGUAAUUAGUUGUAUCUCAAUAGUGAUCUACCUUAUUUCCCGGUAUGGCAUGCUAU
Molecule: messenger RNA, 1810 nt
Organism: Exophiala dermatitidis NIH/UT8656
Lineage: Eukaryota; Fungi; Ascomycota; Eurotiomycetes; Chaetothyriales; Herpotrichiellaceae
Product: alpha-ketoglutarate-dependent 2,4-dichlorophenoxyacetate dioxygenase
Exons: 3
Coding region: 635-1642 (335 amino acids)
Molecular function (GO): oxidoreductase activity
Source: RefSeq, a predicted model, not a curated record